UAAAAGUUUUAGUCGCUGGCAACCAGCGAAACGUUGAAUUCAUAUUUUACUAUAUUAGUUGAUACGUAUCUGAAUAAUCAGACAUUCUAACCUGCAACGAACCGUUCGAAACGAAUACAAUUGGCACCAUUCGGAGCCCACACAUACCCAUAUCAGUAGAAAAGUCAAGGACCGGCAUUUUUCCAUCAUUAUAUUUUCACGUUUCCAGUCAAUACCGAACAUUUUAAUUACUAACGUUUUUGGUCUUCCAAGUUGUAAAUUUGUGAAGUUCGAUGAGUUUACUAAUAUGUAUGUAUUUUGAAUUUUUUUAAUGUCCUCGAUGAAAACGCCGAAAAGGAUAUCGGAUUUUUUAUUAACAAAUGGGCUUAAAGUGUAAAUAAAAUAAGUGUAUGAUCCCAAAAGACGACUGAAAACUUUUGAUAGUGUGCAUUUUCCGUUUUUCCGAAACAGUGUCCUUUGAACUAGGUGGCGAUAUCGACAUAUAAUCGGUCUUUUGGAGGCUGCAGACUUCUUCUACUUUGAAACGUAGUACAUUUGCCCAAGAUUCUUCUCCACAACAUCCUAAAAUUCAAUCAACAUGAGCAAAGCCUAUCAUAAUGCCGCCUUUGUUGGUGAUGAAGGCGAAAAAGCGGAAAAGGGGAGAAAUGUUUCGGAAAAAUCCCAGUAUGUCCUGGAGCUCACGGAAAAAGGAAAAAUUAUUGCAGAAGUCGAUUACGACCCGUAUUAUCACCGGAAAGUUGAACAUCCUACUACAAACUCUGAGACUAUGUUCCAUUUGCUCAAGGGAUCGCUCGGCACAGGAAUUCUUGCGAUGCCAAAUGCUUUCAGGAAUGCUGGAUACAUUCCUGGUGCCGUUGGAACCAUUAUUAUUGGCGUCAUCUGCACGUAUUGUAUACAUUUGCUAGUAAAGGCUGAGUACGAGUUGUGUAAACGUAAAAAGAUUCCUAGUAUGAAUUAUCCUGGUGUGGCUGAAGCAGCUCUAAGCGAGGGACCAGAGUGGUGCAAAGCGUGUGCCCCAUAUAUUACGAACGUGGUUAAUACAUUUCUGCUAAUAUACCAACUGGGAACGUGCUGUGUCUAUGUGGUGUUCGUCGCGUCGAAUAUUAAAUCCAUCGCAGACUUCUACAUGGAAGACAAGCCGGAUGUCCGCAUCUAUAUGCUCAUCAUAUUGUUGCCUUUGAUUCUAAUUAAUUGGGUACGAAACCUGAAGUAUUUGGCACCUUUCUCGACUAUCGCUAAUGCAGUCACACUCAUUUCAUUUGCAAUUAUUUUGUAUUACAUUUUCCGCGAACCAAUCAGUUUGGAAGGGAAGGACGCAUUCGCAGAGCUCAAAACUUUCCCAUUAUUUUUCGGAACAGUAUUAUUUGCAUUGGAGGCUAUUGGAGUGAUACUUCCUCUCGAGAACGAAAUGAAGACACCAAGGCGUUUCAUCAGUCCAUGCGGAGUAUUGAAUAGUUCAAUGACAAUUAUUGUCCUACUUUACGUUGGAAUGGGUUUAUUUGGUUACCUGAAUUACGGUCAUGAUGUCGAAGGAUCAAUCACCCUAAACUUACCACCAGGAGAUAUCAUGGCCCAAUGCGUGAAGGGAACGCUAGCUUUUGCCAUUUUCGUAACACAUGGUCUUGCCUGUUAUGUUGCCAUUGACAUCACCUGGAACGAUUAUAUUACAAAAAAGUUAACUAUAACUUCACAUAAAAUGGUGUGGGAAUACGUUUGCCGGACUUUAUUGGUUCUUGUUACCUUUCUCCUAGCCGUGGCCAUCCCGAACCUGGAGUUGUUUAUUUCUCUGUUUGGAGCGCUUUGCCUAUCCGCUCUGGGCUUGGCAUUCCCGGCGUUAAUCCAAAUCUGCACAUUCUGGUAUUACGUGAGUGGAGUGAAGCGCGUGUGGCUCGUAGUAAGCAACACGAUAAUUGUCGUAGUUGGUGUCGCUGGUCUAGUCAUCGGAACGUACACAAGUUUAUCAGAAAUCAUAGAGAAAUUCUUCGGUUAAUGUUCCUGCAUCCUCCAGAAAGCAGUCUAAUCAAUAGUUUCCACGCUCAUGUUCAUAGGCUUUGAUGGCACAUCAAAAAUCAAAGGAAAUCACUCCAGCCUUGUGAUUCUCUCGAUGAACAUUCCUUAUGCAGUAUGUGAUAUAGCAAAAAGAGGUCCUGUGACAUAUAAUCUAGGGAUAAUAUAACAAAUUAAUAUGUACGCAAUGUAGAAGCAAAGUAACUAUACGAUUUUAGUUGUAAAUGAUGCAACAUAACGGAUAUGAUGAUGAGGGGAGGAUAAUUUUGAACUGGAAUUGCUGUGAAAACCUUGAAGCCUUCAAAGCUUUAAGAUUCGAGAACUGUAAGGUAAAGUCUUUAUGCAGAACUGUUCCCUCAUUGUCACGAUAUCUGUGCACACAAAACAGGAAACCGGAACACAACACACUAGUAUUAUAUUAGUAUUCUUCUAAUUUAACGUAGACUUCCUAGUUUAAGUAGAGAAUUUGUUCCCCUAUUUAUAGGCACUCGUUAGCGAAGUAAGCACUAAGAUGUAAUAAAUGAUGAUAAAGAUUUUAUUAUGUAAGAAUGUACCCGCUACCAAAAUACAUAUUUUACGCGAUGGAAAAUAUUUUUCUCAUUAUAGAGAGAA
Hermetia illucens (black soldier fly) is the source of this 2619-nucleotide messenger RNA. Its product is annotated as proton-coupled amino acid transporter-like protein CG1139. The coding region runs from base 578 to 1990 and encodes 470 amino acids. Gene Ontology annotation, molecular function: amino acid transmembrane transporter activity. The record is from RefSeq and is a predicted model, not a curated record. The transcript is spliced from 11 exons. Gene Ontology annotation, cellular component: vacuolar membrane. Gene Ontology annotation, biological process: amino acid transmembrane transport. NCBI's taxonomy places the organism in Eukaryota, Metazoa, Arthropoda, Insecta, Diptera, Stratiomyidae.